CUGUUCUAAAACCUCUAGGUGGCUUUCCAAGGGGACGUUCACACUAAAAGCGACUCAAAGCGUCAAAACGACCGGAUGUAACAACUUGAGCGGAAGUUGACUUUGAUGAUAUGAUUCAGCACUGGAUCAUGGUCCUUCAGGCCAGCGGUGUAAUGAGUAUCCCAGCUACUGUGAGUGUCGACAACCAGCUACCUGCUUCCUGGACGGCCCACUACAACUGUGCUGAUGUUUCAAUGGUAACAUCCAGUUACACAAGCCGGCUCUGGUCUCAGGAUCUUCACCCACAGAACUGGACCAAGUACCAGGUGUGGGAAUGGCUCCAACAGACGCUGGACAUGCACCAAAUUGAUGCCACCAGCAUUCCUUUCCAAAACUUUGACCUUGACGGGAGGCAACUGUGCAACAUGAGCUUCCAAGACUUCACCCGGGCGGCCGGAUCCGUAGGUUCUAUACUUUUCCAGAGCCUGACUGACCUCAAGUGGAACGGUCAGUAUGGUCAAACAGAUAUGUUUAUCCCAGCAGACAUUAAAACAGAAAUAGAUGCAGAUUUCCCAUGUUCAGGCCUAGCCUUCAAGGAAGAACCAAGCUUUUACAGCACUUCAGAACUGUUUGAUAUCAAAAGCUCAUUCCAGCCCAACACCAUACUGGCCUCACCGGCUCCCUCAAGUCCAGAUACCAAACGGUCACAAGUCAAAAGACAUAACCCUCGUGGGACGCACCUGUGGGAGUUCAUCCGAGACAUUCUCCUGAACCCCGAGCGUAACCCUGGCCUAAUCAAAUGGGAGGAUCGCUCCGAGGGGGUUUUUCGCUUCCUUAAGUCGGAAGCUGUGGCUCAGCUUUGGGGCAAGAAGAAAAAUAACAGCAGUAUGACCUACGAGAAACUCAGUCGAGCAAUGAGAUAUUAUUAUAAACGAGAGAUCCUGGAGCGGGUGGAUGGACGUAGACUUGUCUAUAAGUUUGGCCGAAACGCUCGAGGCUGGAGAGAGUCUGACAAGUGAAGGACUUUGUCUUCACAUGUAGCUUCCAAGUGAAACUUUUAUUUAUGACAUUAUAAGUGAUGGGACUAUGCUUUUGUGUUUUAUAAUAGUUGUGUACUUGUCUGUCACUUUGUUGUUUUAUUUUUAGAUGCUCUUUAAAACUUUGUUUACAUUAAAAACUGUACCAAUUUUUUGUAUGAAUUUGAAUUUAAAGCAUAACAUUUUUUGUAUAUAUAUAUACUGUGAAAAGUUAUUUAACUGGCUUUUGAAAAUGAGAAAUCUCCCAAAGACGACUGCAGUUUGGCUUUUAAAUGGCUUCAUUUGUCUUGAUGCAAGUAGAAUUAACUCUUAAGAGUAGACUUUUACCCUGGUAAAACAGCAAAGGAGGUGAAAUGAAGGACUAAAAUGUAAAAAAGCACUAGCAAUCGCAGUUUGUGGUCUUUACUGAUAUGGUUGUCAAUUAUACAUCAUGAACCACAAAAAGACAACGUCAAGUUUUUAUUAAUGCUUGUAUAUAGACUGUGUAUUUUACAAUUAAAGUUAUAAAAAUGCUAAUAAAAAUAUUUUUUAAACACUGAA
This is a messenger RNA of Megalobrama amblycephala (Wuchang bream), 1556 nucleotides long. RefSeq names its product ets homologous factor (gene ehf). NCBI's taxonomy places the organism in Eukaryota, Metazoa, Chordata, Actinopteri, Cypriniformes, Xenocyprididae. Gene Ontology annotation, molecular function: DNA-binding transcription factor activity, RNA polymerase II-specific; sequence-specific DNA binding. Gene Ontology annotation, cellular component: nucleus. Gene Ontology annotation, biological process: regulation of transcription by RNA polymerase II; cell differentiation. The record is from RefSeq and is a predicted model, not a curated record.